Molecule: messenger RNA, 1653 nt
Organism: Gongylonema pulchrum
Lineage: Eukaryota; Metazoa; Nematoda; Chromadorea; Rhabditida; Gongylonematidae
Source: the annotation of a GenBank genome assembly
AUCCGGAAUCCGGAGCCAGUAUCAGCUGAUCUUGAUCGCAUCCAGUCACAAAUACUGGAUAAUCAAGCUCUGAUGGAGCAGCUUCGACAUAAGGAAGGAGUUCUAAAGGCUGUGAAAGAGAAUGCACGGGAAAUUCUUGCGCAUGCGAAGCCAAAUGAUGCUGCAGCUGCAGAAAUUAGCAUCAAAAUAAAGGAGCUCGAUGAGCUGUGGCUGGAGCUGAUGGAUGGAAUCACAAAGAGAGGCAUUGUUUUGGAAGAUACGCUGGUAAAAGCAAGGCGAUUUUGGUUUGAGUUGCAGUCUUGUCAGAAAGCUAUUGAAGAAUUACGGAUGCGUAUCGAAGGAAUACAGGCUGCGUUUGGGGAACCAGUUGUUAUCGAGCAGCAGCGCCAUGCUCUUAUGGCAAUUGAAGAGGAAAUGCGCGAUGCUAAACCGCAAAUUAUGGAUAAAUUGCGCAGUGCUGGUCGUGAGCUUUGUGAUGUCGUUGCAGAAGAUGAAAAAGCUCAUGUGGAACAGCAAAUUAAUGCCGUUGAAGGUGGAUGGGUUACCGUCACUAAUAUGUGCGCACGGAAAAAUUCGGAUUUGAUUGAAGCAAUGGAUAAGGCAAUGGAUUUUCAUUCGCUUCUGGCCGAACUGCUUAAUUGGAUUGCAGAAGCCGAGGCUAAGGCAUCAGAAUUAAGUCCGGUUCCAGGCGCUUCUUCUACUGAUAUCAAAAAUGAGCUGACAGCACUGGCUGACUUACGUUCGUUGUUGGACGAGAAAGCACUGAAAAAGGAGCAGUUGAACCAACUAUGUGCUGGCUUAUGUGUUGGUACCACGGCACAGCAAUCAGCUAGCAUAAGGGCUCCAAUCAUUGAUUUGAAUAUGCGUUGGAAUCGAUUAUACGCAUUGCUAAGCGAACGUCAGCAGAAAAUGGAGAAAGCCCUGCUGGAGAUGGGUCAGUUUGCGCAAGCGUACGAGCAACUGAUGCUUUGGAUUGAAAAAACAGAACAUAUUUUGAGUGAAAUUAAUCCGCAUCCAACAAAUCUAAAAGAAGCCGAAGUGGAGGUCUGUAAACAUCGUGUAAUUCAAAACGAUGUGCUUGCACAUGAGGCCAGUGUGGACACCCUGAACAGUGCUGCAAAACGUAUAAUAGCUGCUGAUCCAAAUGCGGCAAAUACAACGCAGCCGAUGAUUGACAAUUUGAAUUCUCAUUGGCAUAUGCUGGUCGAUAAGCUUGAAGAUGUCUGGGAGCAGCUGAAUGGUGCUCGAAAAGCUGCGGAAAAUCUUGGAAGCGAAAUGGAUAAGUGGUCAAUGUGGUUGCAAGACAAAGAUGCUGAUUUGUCGCACGCUAAACCGACCGGUGGACUACCAGAAACUGCUCAAGCCCAGCUCGAUGAUUUCUUUGUUUUGAAGGCUGAAAUCGAGCAAAAUCGACCGGCGCUGGAAGCGCAUUUGGAGGCAGCAGCGAAAUAUCUGUCAGAUAGCGCGAGCAACAGUAAUACAUGGAUUUCGCAACGCGGUGCUCAACUUAAGAAGAAGUGGAUCCAGGUGCAAGAAAAGAUCGGUGAUCGAGAGCAGAAGCUAAGAAUAGCACUGAUCGAAGCGGAACAGCUUUAUUCGGCAAUGACUUCGAUGAGUGAAUGGUUGGACGCCGUCGAGGAACGUUUGGGACAU